CUCGCUUUCUCUCGCGUUAAAGCAAAUUUUGUCUCCUCACUGGAUCUUGGGACGAGGCGUCGCCGUUGACCUUGAGCCGAUACACGUCGAUUGGAGUUUACAUUGUACCACCAUGCUCAAGGGAUUGCGACAAGUGGCCAGCGCGCUGGCCAUGCCCAGCCGGUCUGCAGUGCUGGCGCGUGGCCUGGCCACCAAGAUGCCCGAAAUGCCCACCUGCCUGCACGUGGGCCAGUCGAUCGAGACGACCCGGUCCUUUUCGCCGGAGGAUGUCCAGGCCUUUGCCGAGCUGAGUGGGGACUUUAACCCGCUGCACCUUGAUGCCGAUUUCGCGGCCAAGACCCGCUUCGGCCGUCCCAUCGUCCAUGGCGUCCUCAUCAACGGUCUCCUUUCGGGCAUCAUGGGCGCGCAAUUGCCUGGUGCAGGCUCCAUUUUCCUGAGCCAAACUCUCUCCUUCUCGGCCCCCUUGUUCGUGGGCGAGCCCGUUACCGUGCGCGCUACCGUGGACAAGUUUCAUCCAACCAAGCCCGUGGUGGAGCUCAAGACCAUCAGCCUCGACAAGGAUGGCCAGCAGCUCAUGGCUGGUACGGCAGUCGUCAUGAUCCGUCCAGAGCUCUACGCUGCCUCCAUGGACGCCGCCAAGAGCAAGUAGAAGCUCUGACAUCCGAGAAGCACGCAGGCCGCUGAUAGCUGAAAACGCGUCUACUCCUUGUUCUGCCCACCACCCUUCUUUGGAUUUUCGCUUGUCCCCAUUGAAUCUCACCCUUGCCGCUUUUGUGGACCCCUUUGGUCUUUGGCACCAUUGGCUGCGUAAACACCGGGCACACAAGGCAAUGUGUGGGGUGGCUCAUUUUUUUCUUCUGUUUUAAAGUCAAUCAAAGUCAGUCAAAAUUAACCCGGCUUUGGACCUUCAUCAAGCUUACUGGCUUUACGCUUGAUGGAUGUCACGCUUAGCUUUGACUUUAAGCUUACUGCUUGGCUUUGGUUUGACGCAUGUCACACGGGAAACGCGGCUUGCCGCGACGGGAAAUCCAACUUGUGCUUG
Messenger RNA from Monosiga brevicollis MX1, 1042 nucleotides. RefSeq lists its product as uncharacterized. Gene Ontology annotation, biological process: fatty acid biosynthetic process. The coding region runs from base 113 to 649 and encodes 178 amino acids. Gene Ontology annotation, molecular function: fatty acid synthase activity. The transcript has 3 exons. Lineage: Eukaryota; Choanoflagellata; Craspedida; Salpingoecidae. The record is from RefSeq and is a predicted model, not a curated record. Gene Ontology annotation, cellular component: fatty acid synthase complex.